Echinococcus granulosus is the source of this 372-nucleotide messenger RNA. Its product is annotated as Potassium voltage-gated channel protein Shaw. Gene Ontology annotation, cellular component: axon; voltage-gated potassium channel complex; dendrite membrane. The transcript has a single exon. Gene Ontology annotation, biological process: potassium ion transmembrane transport; protein homooligomerization. Lineage: Eukaryota; Metazoa; Platyhelminthes; Cestoda; Cyclophyllidea; Taeniidae. The record is from RefSeq and is a predicted model, not a curated record. Bases 1 to 372 code for a protein of 123 amino acids. Gene Ontology annotation, molecular function: delayed rectifier potassium channel activity; protein binding.
AUGGAGAGCACAGCACACAACUACAGCACCAGCAUCAUAGCCAACAACACCGGAGGCAGCAGUGUUAGUGGUGUCAGCAGCAAUAAUCGCGUUAUCUUAAAUGUCGGUGGAGUUCGUCAUGAAACGUAUAAAUCAACGCUGAAGAAGAUCCCUGCUACUCGGUUAUCACGGCUAACGGAGGCACUGGCCAAUUAUGAUCCUCUCUUAAAUGAAUACUUCUUCGACCGACACCCGGCAGUGUUCGCCCAAGUAUUAAACUACUAUCGGACGGGAAAGCUACACUAUCCAGUGGAUGUCUGCGGUCCGUUGUUCGAGGAAGAGUUGCAGUUUUGGGGAUUGGAUUCUAAUCAAGUGCGUCGCUUUUCAUUCUGA